Messenger RNA from Telopea speciosissima, 366 nucleotides. Its product is annotated as ethylene-responsive transcription factor ERF098-like. Gene Ontology annotation, molecular function: DNA binding; DNA-binding transcription factor activity. The record is from RefSeq and is a predicted model, not a curated record. Gene Ontology annotation, biological process: ethylene-activated signaling pathway; regulation of DNA-templated transcription. NCBI's taxonomy places the organism in Eukaryota, Viridiplantae, Streptophyta, Magnoliopsida, Proteales, Proteaceae. The transcript has a single exon. Bases 1 to 366 code for a protein of 121 amino acids.
AUGGAAGAAGAAGAGAAAGAAGAGAUGGAAACAGGAGAAGUUGGUGUUAAGUACAGAGGAGUGAGAAAACGGCCAUGGGGUAAAUUCGCGGCAGAGAUUCGCGACUCUACUAGACAUGGUGUGCGAGUUUGGUUAGGGACUUUCAAUACUGCAGAAGAGGCAGCAAGAGCUUAUGAUCAUUUCCCAGAUGAGUAUCCUUUGUCUCAAGCAUAUGGGUCUUGUUCAUCUUCAUCAUCAUCACCUUCAUUGUAUGAGAACAAAGAGAAACAAAAGCAUGGGGAAGAUGUUAUUGAAUUGGAGUACUUGGAUGAUAAGUUAUUAGAGGAGCUUCUUACUGUUGAAAAGAUGAAGAACAAUAAAAAGUGA